This is a messenger RNA of Schistocerca piceifrons (Central American locust), 1005 nucleotides long. Its product is annotated as photoreceptor-specific nuclear receptor-like. The coding region runs from base 1 to 1005 and encodes 334 amino acids. Lineage: Eukaryota; Metazoa; Arthropoda; Insecta; Orthoptera; Acrididae. The transcript is spliced from 6 exons. Gene Ontology annotation, molecular function: zinc ion binding; RNA polymerase II cis-regulatory region sequence-specific DNA binding; nuclear receptor activity. The record is from RefSeq and is a predicted model, not a curated record. Gene Ontology annotation, biological process: cell differentiation; negative regulation of transcription by RNA polymerase II; positive regulation of transcription by RNA polymerase II.
AUGCACUUCGUCCUAGUCCAGCAGCGCUCUGGAACGCCAGCGACGCCUCGUGUUGCAGGGGUUGGCGCCAGUAGCAGCUCCGGCGGCGGCGGCGGCGGCGGCGGCGGCGAGGCGCGUCGUGGCCGGCGGGCCACGCCCCCUCGCCGCUGCGCGGUGUGCGGGGACCGCGCCUACAGCCUGCACUUCGGCGGCCUGUCGUGCGACAGCUGCAAGGCCUUCUUCCGGCGCUCCGUGCAGAGCCGCGCCUGCCUCACCUUCCGCUGCCCCCACUCCAGGCCCUGCCUCGUCACAGUCACCUCCCGCCGCUGUUGCCAGGCAUGUCGUUAUGCCAAGUGUUUGGCAGCUGGCAUGGAGCCGGGUUGGGUUUUAAGUGAACAAGAGCGCCAUCAGAAGGUUGCCAAGAAAUGUGCAGAAUCUCCAACGCAGGACAAUAAGUGUGGUGCUGCAAGGAAGAGAGAGGUUUGCCAACAAACACAAAACGCUGCUGAACUACCCAAGCACCUGUCACCGGCAGAACUGCACGAUCUCAACGCUAUUAUCUCGGCGUUUCGUAGGGCGUGUGAAAACUGCACAGCACAGAACCAGGCUAAAGACGCCACAGGCAGGGUGAUCGAGGCGACGAAUUUUCCUUACCAUUUAACAAUGCCGACAAAUGGUGAAAUUGCUCACAAUUCUGAAAUUAACAGUUGUUUCUUGGACAAUAAGUGUGAAACUGUGAUUGAUGAAGGAAAUGGUAAAACAGAGAAUGUUGAAGAUGACCUAAAUUUUUUAGAACACCUCUUCGUGCAGCCAGAGACACAGGUUCUGGAUACCCAGCACCCUUUACCAACAGAACAAGGCUGUACACCACAGUGGAGCUCAGCAUCAGAGUUCCAGUGGAAUACACCAGUUCACAACAAUGGCCCAAUAAAUACCUGCAUGGAGGUCACCUCUGGCUACGGUGAAACAGAAGGAAUGCAGCAGCUCUACACAUGUCCUACCACAUAUUUACCUGAUGUUUAUUGA